GGGAACUUGAGUUGAGAGAACGCGAGAGUUGUUGCUAGAAUUUGUGAGAGACUAUGAUGGACUCUGUAUUGUUUUAGGGUCGUAUAGCCAUCGGUUGCACUUUUCGUCACCGCAGUUCGGCCACCUACUGCCGAUGUCGAACGAUUUCUGUAUGCAAAUGCUUGCAACUUCAAUUUUUCCUUCGCGUUGAAUUUUCGUGUACUUCUGAACCCCUCUUACUGCGGAAAUCGAAUGAAAAGCCUAAGUGCUACAUGAGAUCAUGACAAUAGAAAUCCAACAACUCAGCUUCCAUCUCUAGAAAAAUAAAAUGAAUUCCAAUUUGAACUCAUAUAUCAUAGUUCACAUAAAAUGACGAGUGGUGCAUCAGCACCAAGUGCUGACCACGUCGUCACCUAGUUUUUCUUGCCCCGGCCCUGUACACCAGAAAUAAGCCCGGCCUUGUACUACACCACCGGUGGCGAAGGAUCCGAUAACGCAGUUCCAAGAACGCAAACUAUUUUUUCCGCGCCAUCUUCUUCGCUGUGCAGCCCGUGUUGUCUUCUCACCAUGGGCAUUUUAUUCCAUCCAACGGCGGGAGGCGACGAUCCGUCGAGCGUGCUGACUCUAUUGACUUCGUUUCUCGCGAGAAAAGGAAGUUCGCUCGGGGUAGAUGCGGCACCGGGAAAUAAUUCUUCGCUUGACGACUGGAGUCAGGUAGAUUUUGUGAUCAUAAUGUGUUCGUUGCAAAGACGAAGGCCCACUGCUGGAUGCUUUUUGAUUCCCGGCGAAGAUGCAACGUCGUGGCCUGAAAACGCAAAAUUAUCGAGCAGCUUCAAUUGUGACUACAUACAGGUUGACGCUGUAGUCGCGCGGCAAAAAUCCCGGCGCAUGCAGACGCUGCGUAGUCCGGAGCAUUUUUACGACCUGGACCAGAAGCUGUACGGGACGAAGCUGCCACCCAAUACAGCGCAUCUCCCCAAACUCGGGGGGGGGGGGUACGGCAACGGACCACUCGGCGACGCGAUGCCGACAAUACGCAGAGGCGCGCAAGGUUCAUUUUUUUUUGCUUGAAGUUUGGCUGCCAUGGCAAGGCUGUGACUGUGUUGCAUGAGCGACGACGUGUGCUGCUAAAUGAUUUACGCGCUGCGUUUAGCAAAGAAACGCAAGCACAACACACACGCAGGCGGAAAGGAAGGUCCAAGUGGGUUCAGCUCGCCGCAGCACGUUCCCAGGAUGGAAGCCGACGUCCAAACGCGUGUCAAAGCGAGCGGCUCUGCUCUGGAAAGUACUUCUUUGCAGGAUAUGUGUUGCAUAAGUACUGAAUUUGCUUUCCCAACAUAUUGAGCUUCGCGUGAAGAAAUGCAUUACAGAUUUCACCGUAUGUGCUUUAUUUGAUUGAAACAGGAGCGCACAACGUCCCUGCCGGCAACGCCGGCGAUAACGCCCUGCCUCUAAGCGACAAGCACCCGAUUGCAGGCAACCGCCAACGUGCAUCCGGGAAUGGUCUCGGCCGCAUACCAGGUAAUUGAUAAAGUAUUUUGAUCAGCCCGUUCGUAGCUUUGGAAUUCAAAUUUUCAGGCCCACUUCUUUCGUUUGCUAAUCUGCGAGUUUGAAUUACUUGUAGUCACAGCUAAAAGUUGUUCGACGAAAAUCCCACUCACAGGUACGCCGGUUAUCGCGCAUGAGCAUGGUAUUGUGGCCUCGCAGCGGAAGACGGGGGUGUCCAUACAUUCACGAGAGCCUUCACUUCGCAGUAUCGAGAACUUUCACGACAUGAAUGACCCGAACCGGUACGGGGAAAAACGGUCUUUGGCAGUUAUGGGUGAUGCAGUGCGGGUCGGUGGAGACGUGUCCGUGGCCGACGUUGGGUUGUGGCGGGCUGGGAGAAGGAGCAUCCGCAGUAUGAUUUGGUUGUCCUCGCUUGAAGUCAAUUCACUCUCAACGCAUGACAGUUGGUAUUCGCUUUCGCUUUCGCAUCAUUGCCUGUUUAUAACAUAAUUUUGGCUUUCCAAAUUCCAAUCCAACACAGCUGGCGGACAAGUGGAGCAAAGCGUCUUCAAGAUCCCUCAGCUGGACGAUCUCUCGGUCGCUUCGAGAACCUCCGUGAAGCCAAGUCCCUCCGUGUUUAGAAGUUCGAGAAGUUCUGCUUUCAUCAACGAGGAGGUGCAGUCGCAGCGGCCCAUCACGGGGAACUCCAGUAGCUCUAGUAGUACGGGGCCAAUCAACUACUACAACAACCGAAAAGUCGUUUCCAAUAGUGUCGGACUCACAUCAGUUCCGCCUCGGUCUGCGCAGGAUUUCUUAAGUCCUUCGAGCACGACGGCAGCCUCUUCCGGCAAGAGCAAGUUGCUAAUGGAACACGUUGGACAAGGACAUGGCUCUGGUGGUGGCCGCGUUUUAACUGAUCCCGGAAAAGAGGACCAGUCCGGCUCCGCAAUAACCGUGGGCGCGAACAAAAGGCUGCCGAGACCUUUUCUCCGUGGUCAAGACGCUUCUUCUGCUGGAACAGGUCCCCACGUCGGGGGGGUUGACAACAAGUUGUUAGGCAGUCGUAACGACACAGGCGAGCAGAGCCACGUCGGUUCAACCCCGACUUUCGCCAAAGCUCCAAGUCAAAGUUCACCUGCAGUGAGAAGGCAGUUCGUCUCAUCUUUGUCUGGCGACAUUCGAUUGGCCGAGUCCGGGCAGAGCAGGAAGAGCAAACUUGUCGGCGUCGGAGAGAUGAGCUCCGGGGCGACGACUGCAACGAAACACGUGGCGCAACCAGUCGCGCACAAACCAGUCGCGAAUUCGCACGGGACCAGCCUCUUGACGCCGUCGCUGCAUCGUAAAACCUCCAGUUCUUUUCCCGGCACCGAUGAAAACCAGGCCGAUGUCGACGAGCAUGUAGUACAAACUGCAGUGCCAGAAGACGAGGCCAUCUUGAAUGCAAUUGAUGCAGACCAAAACGCCGAUGACGAUCAAGUUCAGAAGGCCUUGGACGACGCUGACGCAGCUUGGUCAAAGAACAUCUUGGACUGGAGUGCCGAUGAUCUCGAAGACCUUCCGGCGGAAGAUCCGCGCUGUGGAGUGUUUUAUAAUACUUCCCACGGGGAUAGCGACAUUGCAGAGGCGGACGCAUUUGACGUGCCCGGAAACGUGGACCUUGUUUUCGGAACUCCGCCUGGCAAUUAUUUUGAGUGGUUUGCAGACGUCGCGCCAACGUUGAAGUUGAAAAAACUAGCAGUUGAUGCGGUAACACGGUUGGACGACUUUAUUGCAGCACCGAAUCUCGGAACGGCGAGUCGCAACCGGGUCGGCCCUCCGGGUUCCGCCGCUAAAUCGCUGGCCUCAACCUCGGGCGCAAGGGUAAUCGCGGCAGCAAUGAAUAAAGUUUUCGACCCGGAAAUGAAGAAGGGAAUAAUCUUCGGAAGCCGAGAAGGGACGGAGAUGUACACACUUCACCUUCCUCGACAUCGUCGUCUUCAUCUUUUGAACUACAUCAGGAAGAACUUGCGCAAUUGGAGUUUAUUUCAUGUCGCUUCUCGAAGGCAACUAAACCAGAAGCUCGUUGUCAAAGACGACGAGGUCCACGAAUGUUUCUACAUGUGGAAGAAGCGGCGAAAGCAGAAAGCACAAAACCCAGCCGCGUCAGAGUCGGAUUCUCAAGAACCACGCGCGGGAGGCGAGACCACACCGGCAGAAGCUGACACGGAAAACCAAGGCCCGGCAGAAGCUGUUCUCGACGACGUAGUUCCUGUGCGAGUCGCUUGUGGACCGAAAGGUGAGCUGCCGUCGCACAAGGAUGAGGUGGGCAAUUCAGUCGCCGCAGUCCAUCUUCAUGAUUUUGAUCUCCAGUCUCUCACCAAGUGGAUUUCUACUUUUCCGGGCCUACGGUGCAAAAAUAGAACUCUGAUAAGCAACCACUGUCGCCACCUCAAUAUAGAAGACGCCUACACACCAACACCGGAUGCGGCACGGAGGAUAGAGAAAGCGACUUUGCAGCGGCAGAGAUCGUUUCAGGCGGACGAUACAACGACAAGCGACCCACGACUUACCGCGGCAGCGCCACAGGGGGCACCAAAUGCCGGCCCGACAGCUGAAAGCAGGCAACUUGCUGCAGACCUUGCGGGAGUAUUCGGAAGUUCGGUAGUGGCGAGUGAAGGUUUGUGUCGUUCGGCAGGACACUAUUUCGAAAUGCUUCGUGCAGAUCUCGCAAACCCACACAUUCGCGGAAAGAUGGACUUUUUCGACCAUGAAGAGCGCCAUCUGGACGCUGUCAAGGCCUUGGCAGCAGCCCGAAGCACCAAGGCCGAAGCGGUGGAAGCGAUAAAAGAUGUCUCCGAGGAAAUGAAAGCAAAGUGUGAAGCAGAACAGCUGCAAGAAAAAGAGGAACUACAAGCACGACUUCAACCUGUAAUGGCCGGCCGAAGGGGCAGAGGAGGUGCACAUUUGAACGCCCGGCGGAGGGAGCUGCAAGAGCUUGAGGAGAAGUUUGCAAACCUUAAAAGGAAGAUCAGCGAUGACGCCACUGAGGACGAGAAAUUCCUCUCCAUGAUUGCUCCUGCUGGUGACGAGGAUGCAUAUUCGGCAGCAAGUGAUCCGCUUAGCGGUCCAGCGUCUGGAUCGGACCGAAGACAAACCGACAGUGACCAUUUCCAACCCAUUACCGGAGACUCGUCUCUGGAUAUAGAUGACAACGGAAGCGAGAUUGGUGCUGUCGCUGAGGAUGACCCAAACAACUAAUUUUUCAGCCCUGAACAAAAAAUCGACACCUGCUUUUUUUCACAAUUUUCUGCAAUAUCGCCUGGAAUCUGCCACGCACGAUGAAUACAAGAGGUUCCAUCAAAAUUGGAAAACACGGAUGGUGUGAGGUGUAGAAUCCGGAAGAUAUUGAUCAUCAGAAUUACACAUGAUCAGCACGAACAAGAUGCAGCUCGCUGCGACGUGGAUGGUGUUGUGCAAUGAGCGGCCUAGCUCUUGUCCCAAUGGUUUUCCAAUCGCCCAGCAGAACACGGCCGAGGAUGAGGAUUUUGUGUUUAUCACUCUGUAAGAUCAUUCGGCAUCGCACUUGUCUCGGACCGUUGAUUCUGAUUCCGCCUGCAAGGUGUAAGAAAGGGCG
Molecule: messenger RNA, 5080 nt
Organism: Amoebophrya sp. A120
Lineage: Eukaryota; Dinophyceae; Syndiniales; Amoebophryaceae
Source: the annotation of a GenBank genome assembly